UAGCACGUGGUUCGCAGCCGGCUGCUCCUGCAGUUGAUUCACGUUUUCCCACACAGAUGAAUUGUAAGAUGGCGGCGCGGUGGGGCACAGGCGAGGAGAUGUUAAAAGCAUGUAAUACUCAAAUGUUCUCACCGGUGAAUCUUGACGAGGUAGAGAUCCUUCAGGGAAGCUUCUCUGGUAGCUGUCUGGAGUAUCCUGACAACGGAGAUGCUCUGGAGGUUUUACAUGGCUGCUUGGAUCCCUCUAUUCUGUCCAUUUUUGAGGACAACCCCACUGGAGAAGUUAAAUGUAAUCUUGAUGAGGAAAGUGAAGCGACACUGCUCACAGCUCUCACUGAAAUACUUGACAAUGUUGAUGAUGAGAACUUGUCCCCUUUUGACACUCUGCCGGAUUCAGACCUGUUCUCGGGGCAGAAGGGUCAGGAACACUCUCCGCUGAGAAAGUUGCUUACACGGUCUCCUCCAGAGUCAUUGAUUCAUGCAAGACAAUUUCCUGGAAAGAGUCUCCCACGAAUGCAGAGAGUAUCUCAGCAGAACAGUGAGGGAGAAGAGGAGGAAGAUAGAGAUGCUAGUUUUUCAACAAUAGCCAAUAUUGAUUUGUCGUCACUGGAAGAAUUUGAUUGGUGCCUUCCUGUGUCCUUGGAGCAGGAUGGAGAGAGCAUGCCUGUCACUCUCAGCGAUUUAGUAAAACACAUGCACCCUUACUGUAUGACAUUAUGUGUGGAAGGAGAAGAGGGACAAGAGCAUCUCCUGCCUGAGAGGGGCCUCGUGCUAGAAGUGGUUGAUCAAGGAGAGCAUGGAGAGCCCAUCCUGGCAAUCCCAGAUCUCAGCAUCCCUUUUGCUCACACAGACUCUGCAGAAGGAGAGCAAAGAGUCCCGGAGAAAAGCAUAAACAAGCCGGAACCAAACCCUGAGGAUGGUGAUGAAAAAUUCCCACCACCUUCUGAAGUAUCUCUGGUGGAAGAGGAGAAAAAGGUUGUCAAAAAGAAACGUAAACCUGUUAAAGCUGAUCUGGUUGAACAGAGAGUUUUGAGAAGCUCAAGAGUUAAAGAGGAGCCCCAGAAGAAACGGCAAGAAGAACAACAAAAGAAAAAGGUGACUUUUUCACCUGCUCUCUUAUCGGCAAAGCCUGAGAGACCUAAAAUUGAGUUGAUGACCCCUGAGCCACGGGUUGAGAAGCACAUCACGGCCCCUCAAGCUGAAGCAAAAAUCACUGACUCGCAGCCAGAGAACAAACCUCUUGAAAAGUCUGUAGAGGAAGAACCACCAUCAAAACAAGAGCCUGUUAGCGAGCAGCCUGCUGUUUGCCAGCGUAAUGAAACUAAGCCCAAACCUCUCAGUUUACAGCAGUACCGUCUCCUCCGCCAGCAGAAGAAACCAGACCCGGUGGACAAAACGGAGGAUUACAGCACUAAAUGGCCCAAGUUGCCUGAAGCGCCCAAGGAGCUUCCCCCAAUACCCUGCCUGCCAGACCCAAACCCCAGAGACCCACGUAAAACCUUCCAUACUCCUGCUAAAAAAGACCUUGCAUCUGAAAUCAUGCCCGCAUGGCACCCGAGAGGUCCCGCUGCUCCCCCGACACCUGAAGCCUUGCUCAUCCCUCCGGCUUCACUGAUGGGUUCCUCUAAGAAACCUGCAACUUCUAAAGCAUCAACCCCUCCACCUUCAGGCACAUCAUCUGAAAGUUUACCCCAUUCGGUCCACUCAUCACCCAAGAAUCUACCUGCUCCCGUCGGCGUGCCAAAAAACACUAUUCAUACCGAGACCUCUACCCCGAUCAGACGUGUGGCUGAGGUGCCUCCUGAAAGGAUGGUUUCACCACCAGUGUCCACUACAUCCGGAGACUCUCACAGUCUCAAUGCACCCAGUAAGAAGGAAUGUUUACAUAGUAACGCCAGUGCUGCUCAUGUGUGUGAAAGUGUGCCAUCUAAAGUUUCCUCAAGGCCUCAGAUGAUCACUACACCGGUUCAGAGCUCAAACUCUAGCCCUCUUAAACCUAGUGCUGCUGUGCCUACAAAGAGAGAGCCCGAGCAGGUUGUGUUGGCCCCCGUGUCCGAUCAAGCCAAAAACACCCUGCCAACUAAUUCUAAAAAGCUGACCUCACGGUUACAGCCUCACGUUCCAGCAAUAGCUGCUCAGCCGUUUUUCUCAGCUCAAGUUCAGGCCAGAGUUGUUGAACUGGCAGAGCAGAUGAGGAUGGCUUCUUCUGAGAUCCCCAAACCGAAGAACACCACAGUUGAGCUGAUUGAGUCAUUCACAAAUGAAAUUGGUAUUGAAGCUGCUGAUCUUACAAGCCUCCUGGAGCAGUUUGAGGAGUCUCAGUCAAAAGAAGAGCCAAGGGUACCGGAGGUCUGUGGUAGAGCAGCUGCUGUAGGAAACUCCAGUUAUGAGCAGCAGGUGGAGGCUAAGGCCCUGGAGAAAACCCGCAACCAUGACCUGGGAAGCACAGCAGGCCUCACACCACCUGCCACACCCCCACACCAGAUGUGGAAACCUAUUGCACCAGUUUCACUACUAGGGAAAGCCAAGAAGUCAGAGGUCCUUAAGCUAACUCCUAACAAGGCCAUUCAGAUAGAAGCAAGACCACUACCUUCAAAUAAGCUGCGAAGCAAGCCUCAGACCCCUACUGCCACUGGACAGACUCAACCAUUCUCCCUUGACCAUGACUACUGCCUCCCUCCAAAAGAACCCAAUCAAAAUGAAGUUGGCAAUCGGUGGAAUGUCAAACAACAGUCUAGCAUUGUUAUCAAGACUGUUGAGCUGUCCUCCAUUAAGCCCGUGCAGAACACUGUCUCCAAGGCUUCAUCAGCUCCUUCACGUACAGAAGGAACCCAGAGGAAUCUCAGCUGUAGUCAAGCUUCUGCAGAUACGAAGUGCACGUUAAACAGCUCUGCCUUGGUGACUCCAGAUGCUUCUCCAAACAGGCCUGACUCUGAAAGCUCUUUACUGGAUGAAGCUAAAUGCAACCAGGAAAAAUCUCUGGACUACUCUGAGUGUUCGUCCAGACAGUACCAGCAGGACAGAGGUCGCACAAAACGAAGAUACAGAGCCCGAUCCUCAAGUAGCUCAGAAUCCAGCUCGGAGUUCUCCUCCAGAUCACGUUCACCACCUAGGAAAAGAUACAGGUCUCGUCACUCGAGCAGCAGAUCCAGUUCAUCAUCUCGGUCUCGUUCCCGAUCCAGCUCCAGGUCGUUUUCUCCACCUCGUCGGCGUCGAUAUUCCUAUUCAAGCUCACGCUCUGGAUCUUGGAGUCACAGCCGCUCUAGAUCCAGGUCCCGCUCUUCUGAUUCUCAUGGACAUCGGAGCUGGAAAAGUCAUAGAAGCCCUAAUCAGAGGUCGGCUUACUGCCACUCAGAAAAUUGUGAGGAUACCAAGAUGCGCAAAGAGAAAGCCAUUGAGGAGCGGAGAGUUGUUUAUGUUGGCCGAAUUCGUGGAAGCAUGACUCGUAAGGAGCUGAAAGAACGCUUCUCAUUCUUCGGAAAGAUUGAGGAGUGCACUGUGCACUUUAGAGAAAAUGGAGAUAACUACGGCUUCGUUACAUACUACAACACAAAGGAUGCGUUUAAUGCUAUUGAGAACGGAAGCAAGCUGAGGGAGCAGAAUGAGCUUCCAUUUGACCUGUGCUUUGGAGGCAGGAGGCAGUUUUGCAAAACCAGUUAUGCUGAUCUUGAUUCAAACCGGGAGUAUGAUCCAAAGCCUACAAAGGGCAAAUUUGAUGCACUAGACUUUGACACUUUACUCAAGCAGGCUCAGAGGAACCUGAAAAGGUAACGAUUAGUCAAGCCACCGAUGAGAAGACCUAUUACCUCGGAGCAAAAUGCUGCCCUACACUUCCAGUGUUGCCUCUCAAUUACUGUUUUUGGUUUGUUUGUUUUUGUUUUUCUAUUUGUGUUUUUGUUUCUGCAAGUUUACACCUUCUAUUGAAGUGAAGAUUUGUAAGAAAAAUCGAAAGUGCAAAAAAAGAUCAUGAAAUAUAAUAAUGUGGAAUGGAAAAAAAGAAUUUUUUAAAAAAGAAUUAAAUUUAUUUAAAUGUUUAUUCUGACUGAGUGUUGGAUACAUUUUAAAAUGAAUUGAAUGGAAACAUUAUGUUGGGGAAAUAGGUUUAUAAUGCUGAAGGUAUUUCAACCUAAAUAAACCUAAGAUAAAAA
Molecule: messenger RNA, 4147 nt
Organism: Megalobrama amblycephala (Wuchang bream)
Lineage: Eukaryota; Metazoa; Chordata; Actinopteri; Cypriniformes; Xenocyprididae
Gene: pprc1
Product: PPARG related coactivator 1
Exons: 14
Coding region: 57-3770 (1237 amino acids)
Biological process (GO): positive regulation of transcription by RNA polymerase II
Cellular component (GO): nucleus
Molecular function (GO): transcription factor binding; RNA binding
Source: RefSeq, a predicted model, not a curated record